This is a messenger RNA of Lodderomyces orthopsilosis Co 90-125, 1878 nucleotides long. RefSeq lists its product as uncharacterized. NCBI's taxonomy places the organism in Eukaryota, Fungi, Ascomycota, Pichiomycetes, Serinales, Debaryomycetaceae. The transcript has a single exon. Gene Ontology annotation, cellular component: ubiquitin ligase complex. Bases 1 to 1878 code for a protein of 625 amino acids. Gene Ontology annotation, molecular function: ubiquitin-ubiquitin ligase activity. The record is from RefSeq and is a predicted model, not a curated record. Gene Ontology annotation, biological process: protein polyubiquitination; protein monoubiquitination.
AUGAAAGAUCUAGAGCCACCCAGUGAAGAGACACUUUUGAAUAAUAUCCUCCCUAGUUAUGAUAUGUUCAAGAGUACUAUCUCUUUAGAGUUGGAACCGCUGGAUGAAAAUUACACUGUUGAUCCGCCAACUUACGAAGAUCAUACGAUGACCCCGGUAACUUCUGCGAGGGAGUCUGAGAGUCCCGAUACUGAGGUUUUUGUAGACGAUUAUUCUGGAAACUCAGGCGAUAACUUGCAGGAUACAAUUUUGGCACAUAUUGAUUCUUUACCCUGUUUGGUGGGAAAUCCAAAGUGUGAUGGCCUUGAUGUUAAGAUAACAUUUACUGAAACAGUGGGUCAAGUUGGGAUCAAGCCGCCAAUCAUAGACACCAGUGCGAAGGAGUUUAAGCAAGGUGAUUUCCUUCACGGGUAUGUCACUAUUAAAAAUACUACCGAUCAGCCAAUAAAGUUUGACAUGGUUUAUGUCCUUUUUGAAGGGGUGACAGCUCUAAACACUGAUAAAUCACCUGAGAAGCACAACUUUCUCACAAUGGUGGAUCUUUUUGCAUCAUGGAGCUACGCAAACAUUGACAGACUAGUCACUGACAAGGGAGAUCCGCACGAUUGGUGUCCUGGAGAAAUUGAUCCGUUUGAUGGAACUUCCCUUUCAAUUGACGCAAGAAGGCUCUUUCAACCAGGAGUCACUUACAAGAGAUUCUUUACCUUUAAGAUCCCUCAGAAGUUACUAGAUGACACUUGUCGAAAGAGUUUGCCACAGCAUGCUGAGCUUUGUCCCACACUUGGUAUCAAUAGAGAGGGUGUUCCAGUUAGCCUUUUAUUAAGCACAUCCCGAGUAAGAGAUCUAUCGAUGGUCAACUCAUACAUCUCAUAUAGCGUUGCUGCGAUUAUCAUUGGUCGAGCGAGUAACUUUGAUAUUGAUGUGGACAAGGACAGAUAUAUAAUUGCAAAACGAGAUAAAGCUCCAAUUAGAUUGAUACCGGAUCCAGCAUACUUUGAUUAUGAUGCAAACACCCACUACCAUGCGUUUGUUCACUCGGUUGAAGAGUUGGUAAAGCCCGAUUUGAGUCCAUCAAUGAGUCAAGACACGCUAAAAGUGAAGCAAUUUUACCAUCAGAGGAAUUUGGAAAAGAGUGGCCACUACCAAUGUGUUCAGCCAUUUAAGAAGAAAACUUUGACUGGAUCGUCAAACAUUGGAAUAAUUGCAUUGUCAUCUAAAAAAACAGAGUAUUGUAUCAACUACACUCCCCCCAACCACGGAAUCAAAUCGGAAGUUGUCAUACCCUUGGAGCUCCGCUAUUCAGGAUCGCUGCAAAACCCUGAAAUAAAAAAGGUUGAAGUUGAGUUAGUUGCAUUAACUAUACAAUCUAAGCUGCACCCUAUUCCAAUUGAAUUUACCAAUGAAAUGUUGUUUGAUGACCAAGAAGUUCUUUCCAAGCCAGCAACAAGCAACUUUGACUCAAUAUUGAUUAGAAAGUUUAAUAACUAUCUUCAACAAUUGAACCUGGCGGUAAAGAACGGGGCCAAAAUUGAGUAUCUGAUUUACCGCGAUGUUAAAACCUUGGCUUCUCUCAGUACAAAAUACAUCAACUUAACAGUACCGGAUCUAGAGUUCCACCAGGACGACACAAACGCAAAGCUCAAUUCGAUUCCCUGGGAGUUGGAAGAAAAUGACCUUGUUAAGAAGUUUUCAAUUGCAAUGAAUCUCAGCAAAUGUAGUCUAAAAGGAGUAAAUAACACCAUCAAAGGGUUGGACAAAAUUACCUUAGUUCCCAACUUCCAAAGCUGCUACAUUAGCCGAGUGUAUUAUAUAAAGGUGGGGAUCAAAACCAAUGGUGCCACGCUUUCAUUGAACCUCCCUCUUCGAAUAGAGCGAUAA